Molecule: messenger RNA, 718 nt
Organism: Gossypium arboreum
Lineage: Eukaryota; Viridiplantae; Streptophyta; Magnoliopsida; Malvales; Malvaceae
Exons: 3
Coding region: 103-456 (117 amino acids)
Source: RefSeq, a predicted model, not a curated record
CAUAUGGGCAAAAAAAAAAUCAUAUUAAUAAACUGAAAAUAAUCCAUUGUGCUUGAGAUAAUGCUGUAUCCAUUAUGAUUGAACAUUGGGUGCCUAGGUUCCAUGGAUCCAACAAAGCUUUCUAAGAAUGAUGGUCAAGGGAUUAUUCAUGAUAUCCUCAACGUGGUUCUUGAAGUGGAGGCUCUACUAAAAAUGCUCUGCCCGUUGGAAAUACAACAGGUCUUGAAGAUUCAUCUCGGAUCGAAUAUAAAGAUGACAAUAUCUAUGUUCAAAACCAACAGAACCGGAGGAAGCUACCAGGCUUGCAAUCUGCUCCAUACUACAAUAUGCUACGAACACCUCAUGGUUAUAUGCCAUCUCACACUGCCCAUACUUCCGUUAAUGCUGCUGCCUCACAAUCUUCUUAAAUGCAAUUCUAAGGCUUGUGCCAUAGUGCUCCACAGCCUGCUGCAAUGACAAACCCACAUCAUCUAGGCCCUGCAAUGGGGGGCUAAAGUUGGUCCAGGGGCUCAACUAGGUGCUUACCAACACCCUCAAUUGGCUCAUUUUAACUGGACUACAAACUUCUGAAUGCUGUCUAGCUAUAGAAAGUUUAAAGUUUACUUUGUGAAAUAACCCGCAAUCUUUUUAAUGCAAUGCUUAUGUAGUGUUUAAUUUCCUCCCAUUUAGUCAACUAUAUUUUUUUAAUAUUUUGAAUUAAGCCUUCUAUGCCGUCCAA